Zymoseptoria tritici IPO323 is the source of this 1579-nucleotide messenger RNA. RefSeq lists its product as uncharacterized. The record is from RefSeq and is a predicted model, not a curated record. Lineage: Eukaryota; Fungi; Ascomycota; Dothideomycetes; Mycosphaerellales; Mycosphaerellaceae. The transcript is spliced from 2 exons. The coding region runs from base 302 to 1579 and encodes 425 amino acids. Gene Ontology annotation, molecular function: FAD binding; monooxygenase activity.
UUUGGCCAACAUGAGCACCAUCCCUGCACACUUUACACUCACGAAUCCCGUGCAGUUCGCAGCGGAGAUCGUCCUUCGACCGAGGUGAACAUCAAAGCCCCAUGUCCGUUCCGGUCCCGAUCACUCGGUGUGUCUCGCCAUUAAAGGUGGAGUCUGUUCUUCAUGGCACAGGAUGUCAGUAGGAUAAGGAAGCCGGAGAAUUAGGAACCCGAUACAUAACACUCGCUUGUUGCGGACUGCGAAGCUGCUUUCCUCUUACUUUUUCUUGACCUUCCUAUCGCUUGCUCACCAUCAUUUCGCCAUGGCGCCAGCUUCGGAAGCAGGACUGAAUGUGCUCAUUCUUGGCGGCGGUAUUUCCGGACUUACCACCGCCUUAGCUUUGACCAAAUUCGCCCCGGAAGGCAGCGUUCCCCGGAUCAGAAUAUUCGAAAUCCGUCCGGAGUUGGCCACGAUCGGAGGUGCCGUGAACCUGACCCCAAACGCGCUUCGCAUGCUGGAUCAUCUUGGUGCUCUACCGAUCAUCCGCAAAAACAACUACGGGCGCGACAUCGACUUUCUGGAAGUAUUCGAUGCACACUCCGGAAAGCUGGCAGAAACCAGUUUUCGCGGACCAGAUGGUGAUGGGAUUGGCAAUCCUCCCUACAAAGCACUCCGCAUCACCAGAGGAGAGGCAUUGAAAGGAGUGAUUGCCGCCGUGGAGCAGCACGAGAACAUCAGCAUCACUUGUGGCACCCGAACAGUCAAGAUCGAUGAGACCGCAGACGAGGUCACCAUCCAUUUCGAGAACGGCGAGUCAGCUACUGGAGACCUUCUGAUGGGCUGUGAUGGCAUUCACUCCGUGACCAGGCUGAAACAUGUCGAGCCAGAACGUAAAGCGACCUACUCCGGUGUCUCUAACGCUUUCGGCUUCUCUCCGAUCGCGAAGGACUUCGAAGUUCACUUUGAAUGUACCGCCAUCAAUUUCGCUCGCCGUGGAAUGCUACUGACCAGCUUCCAUUCCCCCGAGGCAGACUCGGUGUACGUCGGCGCAUUGAUGCAGGUGGAGGACAUCGGAUCUCGAGAUGGCUGGAAGUCUGUCGGAGCAGACGCUGAGAAGACUCGAGCGCAGUUGUUGGAGCGAUUCGGCGAUGCGAAGAUACCUUGUAUCAGGCCACUGAUCGAGAACGCCAAGGACUUCUUCCUCUGGCCGGUCUUCACUCUGACUAAUGGAGGAAAGUGGUCAACGGACCGAGUGAUGCUGCUUGGAGAUGCCGCACACGCCAUGCCGCCACAAGGCGAAAGCACCGGCAUCGUCUUCGAAGACACCGUCCUCUUCUCCCGCUGCCUCACCCGCUGGAUCGAAAAAGGGAAGCCCAACACCAUGAAGGAGGCAUUUAACGCAUACGAGAAUCUCCGAAGGAAGAGGAUCGAUACUGCGUUUGAAGAGUCGAAGAAUGUUGUGAAGACUGUCUCUGAUGCAGGCUGGCUUGGGCACACCAUCAAGACGUUUGUUGUGCCGUGGUACUUGUGGUUCACCAAGAACUACCGCGAGGCGCACUUCAUUGAAGAUGUUACGACGACUGAUAUUGGAUACGAUUGA